Molecule: messenger RNA, 1275 nt
Organism: Fonsecaea multimorphosa CBS 102226
Lineage: Eukaryota; Fungi; Ascomycota; Eurotiomycetes; Chaetothyriales; Herpotrichiellaceae
Exons: 2
Coding region: 1-1275 (424 amino acids)
Source: RefSeq, a predicted model, not a curated record
AUGCAAUAUUUGUCCGUCGCCCUGCCGCUGGCUGCCUUGGCCAGCGGCGUCCUCGCCAAUCCUGUGCAUGGACCUGCUUGCGUUAACGACGCUUGCUUGGCUGCUGUGACCGGCAGGGGUGCCUUGGGAGAUGCUGCGCUCAGAGCUUCUCACUGCUCCAGCUUUCUGGCAACGACUGUCACUCCGAUCGUCACCGCCACCGUGACCGUUACUGGCGACGCCCACGACAACUGGAAGCGCGCGACCGUUGCGCUUUGCCCCAAUGAGGUUCCCAACUAUGCCAGCGCUUGCAACGAAGCGGCCUAUACCAGCGCAUGCUCGUGCUUUGGCUACACUGACGUGAAGACCACCACAGUGGCACCAACCACGACCACCAAGACUAUCUGGGUCAAGCCCACCGGCGGUUCUGGCUCCAGCUGCACCGUCGCCACCUCGACCUUGACCAGCACUGUUACCGGCACAACCACCGUUGUGAGCGGCAGCACUUGCCCGGCGGCCACUGCUACGACCGUCACCUCCACCAAGGUUGUCCCAACUUAUAGCUCAUGCCCUGCUGCCGCCACUGCCACCACCGUCACAGUUGUUGGAGGAAGCACUUGCCCUGCAGGAACUACCACCACCGUGACCACAGCUGGUCCCGCUACGGCCACGACCGUCACUGUCGCUGGCCCUGCCACGGCUACCACCGUUACCGUUACCACCGGUGGACCGGCCACAGCCACGACUGUCACUGUCACGGCAUCUGGUCCUUCCGACACUCCUUCGUCUUGCGUUGUCACUGAUGCUUUGGCCACCACCCUGGUCAACAACUUCAUGAUCUUGCUCGAGUACACCUCGUACAACGGUACCCAGGGACCCCCUGGCCGUGGCUACCAGCAGAACGUUUCCGACGCCACUUUGGCAUCCGACUUCAGCGACGUCUCGGACUCGAUCAACUUCAUGGCCGGCUUCCCUCUUGGCUCCGUCACUUUCCCCACCAAGGAAGCUUUCGAUAUCGGCCAGGGGACUCAACAACCUGAGGUCGCUGUCACUGCUCUUAACAUCUGGCACGACUGCAACUCCAUUACCUGGAGAUGGAGAAUCACUUCGACCGCAUACCCCGUCAACGGUAUGAACUACAUGAUCAUUGACAGCGACGGCAAGAUCCAGAAGAACUACGCCGAGUUUGACAACGGUGCUUGGCUCCAGUCUUUCGGCCGGCAGUGCGCCAUCAACCCGGUCAGUGUGAACCCCACGGUUGCCCUCAGGGCCCGUGCGCUUGGCGUAGGCAUGUAA